Messenger RNA from Penicillium olsonii, 3222 nucleotides. The record is from the annotation of a GenBank genome assembly. NCBI's taxonomy places the organism in Eukaryota, Fungi, Ascomycota, Eurotiomycetes, Eurotiales, Aspergillaceae.
AUGGGAAGCAACGGUGUCAUUGUUGAAGGCUUUGGCCGCAACAGUGGAGAUGAUGAUUGCAUGCUGAACUGUCUGCCAGAAAUGAGAAACGUUUGUUUUGAGCAUUUUAAGCCUUCUCAGGAUAAAAUGUCUUUGGUUCUUCAGCACUCUCGGUCACAUUUCAGUGCACUGGCGGGGCGUGGGAGCUUUGCGGGAUUCUUGAACGUUCCCCUCAUAAGCGACGUCCUAGUGAAGAAAAUAGAAGUGAUGUUUGACGCACCGAAACCUUGUGUAGUUCAACCCCAGAACGACGAGGCUAGUGUCAGUAUCAGUUGGCUUGACGUUGUCAAGGAACGGAAUUAUCAAGCCGAAUACAAAGGGAAUGGGAUUUACCAUUUUCAUAUGCAGGACAGCGGCGUGAUAGUCCAUCUGUCUGCUUUUCAACACAAUAUGAUCCUUUCAGGAUUACCCCGGAAGCUGGUUCAGCCAUGGUCCUACGAAAAGGACGUACAGACGGAAUUAAUCACAUUGGCGCUGGCAGCUGAAAUGACAACACUAUUGAAUGAACUUGCAUCGGAAGUCAUCAAAGUCAACAACACUGUGCUUGAAGAGAUAGUAAGAAGAGACCAAAUUCUCCGUCGCAAUCUGCAGUCAAGCCAAAGAUCGGCGGAUUCGCCUUUUCCCCCUGAAUCAGCCGAGUCCCCAGCAAGCUCUUUGCCAGCACAGGGUGACACUGCUUCGCUCGACGGAAACGCCAUCGAGACUCAGAGCACAGACAUGGAAGCCAGUGCUUCAACACGCGGUGCUAGAGCAACAAGAAAUUUUCCCAAAAAUAGGCUGUGGCCUUCGGAAGUGCUGAAGGAGCUUCCUGAAUGGUUCGAAGACCAAGUACAGAAGGAUCUCUCUCAGGAAGAGAUCACUCAGAAUUUCCAACGGAAAUAUAAGCAAAAACGGACUUUCCAUGCCAUUGAGGCCAAAGUGUAUUACCUGACAGGGAAAAGCCCUUUCAGGAAGCGCGGUAAAAAGACUUCGCGCAAAAUACCCGUGUCUUUGGCACCUCGCUCUUCCCUACCGCUUUCUCAACCCUCUGAAUCAGUGGGCCAGCAAUUGGUCACAAGAUCAAAUAUCGAGGUUCAGGCAUUACAUCUAGCGCCAAACCUGCGACCUUACCUUAUUUCCGAAGGCCGCGAGGAUGGUAAUCUUCACACCCUUCAUGGUGUUCAACCGAUUGAUCCUGAAUCAGGGUACAGCGACUCGCAUACAGUACAUGAACAGGAGACUCCAUGUCAGGGAUCAAGUUGCAUGCGCGAUUAUCAGGAGCAUGUGCUUCAGUCAGAUCAAAGACAAAAUGAAUGCCCAGUUCGAGGAAGCCCUCAGGGUGGAGAGUCACCCAAAGCCCAUGCAGCUUUCUCAGAUCUGGUGCCCGAAAUCCAGCCGAGGAAUGAGAAUUCAAUCAAUGUCCUCGACGCAACAUCAGCAACACCAGGAACGUUUGAUCCUUACUUGCCUCGAAGCUCUCCCUUAGGAUCCCCUUGGAUAUCAGAACCCAUCCAACCUCCAAUCCGGCAUCACCCUGAGCACGGUACAACGCUUGAAGAGCCAGGUCAAACGCUUAUCCAUCGUACUAGGGCCAUUGCAAUGCACGUGGAUCAGACAGACACGGGGCAUGACAAAUCAUCAGAGAGAAUUUCACACCGAUCUUCACCACGUGAAAGCCCAUUGGUUAGAGGUUCAGGAAAUGAGAGUACCAAUAAUGAAAGCCGUACAGAAAGUGGACCCGGUGUGUUGACUGUUUCCCGGGCAUCAACACCCUUCCGAGUUCCAGAACCAAGCUCCACGGGUAACUCGACUGGGUAUCACUCUGGAAACUGCGGAAUGGAUGGUCCAGCUAUCAAUACCCCUGAAAGAGCUUUUAUUGAUGAGGAAUUGGUUAAAAGAUGUCUUCAAGAAAAAUCUCAAGCACAGGCGGCGCGCUCUCGUCGCCCGUGGAGCAAAGAACAUCUCAACCGUUUACCAGGGUGGCUAAUGAACCGGAAAGCUCUUUCAGGUGAAAGACUUGAAGUUGAGUUUCUGAGAGACUUCGGACACCAUCGAACUUCCUCUGCUAUCAAUGCAGCUUGCCGCAAAAAAAAAAAGGCAGGUUCUCGCCAUAAAGAAGUAACCUCAGCCCCCACUCUACGUCAACUAGCUCCGGCUGUUCCUGCCGUUCUCGACAUUUCGCAGACAUCACGAUCACCCAACACCAUAAUUGGAUGCGACAAUUCCCACUUGGAUUUUCCUCGCAACAGCACUCCACCAUUUCAUGUCAGUGAAGAAGCUGUGGAUCACAAUCUACCAGCCGCUGCUGCCUCCGACUACGCUUCCGAGCAGACGGUGUUUGUAACACCUUCUGAGAAUGUCGAAGAUACCACCACGUUGGGCAAUCGGCGCCAUCGUGUUGGAAUCACGCCAAAACCUCCGGCCAGGUUCACAGCGAUUAAUGGAGAUAAUGUCCAUCGUACUGAAUCAAAUACAAGCAAAAUGUCUGCGCUUGUUCGAAUUGAGCGAGAUGCUCUACCAAGCGGGCAAGAAAUUCAGCAAACGUCAACGAAAAAGAUUGUCGAGCAGAGAAGAGAUGACCUCAAUGUGUCAGAGCAAGACGGGCCUCCGAGUGGAAGAGGGCGCCCCGAUCAGCUUACCCCUGAGCACGAACUGAAAGGUCCAAAUUACUCAGAAUUAUCCACCGGAACACGGGGAAGAGCUGGGAACCAGCGGUCACUCUCAAUUGGUAUUUCAGACGCCAAAAUUCCACAACUGGGCACGCGCACAGAUCUGCAGAACACUUCACAGUCUCAAGAGCAAGACGUCAAUAUGCCAACACCAAACAGCCCCCAGCCCACUUACAUACAAAACCGGAUCCAAAAUUGCCCGUACAACUCCCAACUUGAAACCUCCCGACCAUCCCAUUUCUGCAGGCCCAAUUCCCGAUCUGAGGUUUCUCAAACUAGCGGUGUACCAGGAAGCGCUCACACAGGUGGUUCGUUCACACCCUAUGCUAGUGUUCCCACGUAUUCUGACAUGAGGUCCGAAGCAGUUGUUCCAAUAUCAGUCUCAGCAUCCUUCCCGAGCAGCCCAACCGGUAUCCCUCACUAUCCCCUUCACGAGUUGCAGGGACGCGGUGCCAAACGGUACCAGGGCCCUCCGCUCCCAUCCUUGGCGCAACAAAUGUAUUACCAUCGGGCGGGUGAGCCUUUUCAUAGAUAG